Fonticula alba is the source of this 2172-nucleotide messenger RNA. RefSeq lists its product as hypothetical. The record is from RefSeq and is a predicted model, not a curated record. Gene Ontology annotation, molecular function: amino acid transmembrane transporter activity. The transcript has 11 exons. Bases 1 to 2172 code for a protein of 723 amino acids. Lineage: Eukaryota; Rotosphaerida; Fonticulaceae. Gene Ontology annotation, cellular component: membrane. Gene Ontology annotation, biological process: transmembrane transport; amino acid transport.
AUGAGCUCCCUUCGGCGGAGAAUCCAAACACUCCGGGAGGUGUCUGUCAGGGACACCAUGGUCUAUCUGCUUCAGUCCUCCACCCGGAAGAUGGUCGUGGAGGCCUCCUUCACGCCGGCGCCUCCCUCACCGCGGGCGUCGAUCGCCCUCGAAGAGCUGAAGGCAUCCCUGUCCACCGGCCUGCACAAGCCGACCGGCAAUUUGUCGGCACCACACAUGAAGGAAUCCGCCUCGCCGAUGCCCUCGGACAAGCGCUACUUUUCGGAAACCGCCCUGUCUGGCCCCUCGCCGCCGGGGUCCAUCGUGUCAUCGAGCCAGGAGCCCCUCCCUGGGGACAUUGCCCCGGCCAAUGACGCGGCCAGCUCGCUGGCUCCGACCAAAACCUCGGGCAAGCUCAAGGCCGAGCUGAAUAUCUUCGACUUGGUUGGCAUCGGUGUCGGGUCGAUGAUCGGUGCUGGGAUUUUCGUUCUCACCGGCGUGGCGGCCAAGAAUGCCGCAGGGCCGUCGAUCACCAUCAGUUUCCUGGUGGCGGGUAUAGCUUGCCUGCUGAGCGGCUUCUGCUAUGCGGAAUUCUCCGCCAUCUAUCCCUUCGCCGGAAGCGCCUACAUGUACACCUACUGCAGCCUCGGCGAGCUGCCAGCCCUUCUGGUGGGCUGGGUCCUGUUUCUGGAGUACAUUGUGGCCGCCUCGGCCGUGGCAAGGGGCUGGUCGCACCAUCUUGCGGCCUUCUUGGCCGCCUGCGGGGUCAGCAUCCCCACUUGGCUCUACUCGCUGCCCUAUAGCGCCGCCUGUGUGGAGGAUGGGUGUUCCACGUUUGAUGCUUUGGCACUGGGGUCGAUCAUCGUGGCCACGAUAAUCUGCUGCUUCGGCACGCAAACCAGUUCCAGGGUCAACAUGUUUAUCAAUGGCCUUUGCGUGGCCAUCAUUGUGCUGGUCAUUGUUGCCGGGGCGGUGUUCGUGGACACGAGCAACUACACGCCCUUCACGCCGUACGGUUUCAGUGGUAUCACCAAGGGCGCCGCCAUGAUCUUCUUUGCGUACAUCGGUUUCGACGCGGUCAGCGGCUUUGCCGAGGAAUCCCGGCGCCCGGAGCGCGAUGUGCCCCUCGCCAUCCUAAUUGUCAUCGGCAUCGGCGCCGCGCUCUACUGCGGGGUGUCGAUCGUCCUGACUGGCAUGCAAAGCUACCUGGAUCUGGACCUGCAUGCACCCCUGGCACGGGCUUUUGCCCACCACAACCAAACCGGCCUGGAGAUCACCGUGGCCUUCGGAGCCUUCGUGGCCAUGUCCACGACCAUCCUCUCGCAGAUCCUGACCAUGCCGCGGAUUUUCUAUGCGAUGGCCCGCGACGGGCUGCUGGCCCCGGCCAGCCUUGGCCGUGUCCAGUCGAAGUCCGGCGUCCCAUUGUACGGGACCCUGGUCAGCGGCGUGCUGGCCUCGAUCAUGGUGGUGUCCUUCGAUCUCGAGACCCUCGGCGACAUGGUGUCCAUGGGAACGCUCAUUGCCUUCAGUGUGGUCAACAUUGCCAUCAUCCUGGUUCGCUACGACGUGCCGGCCAAUGGUCGCCGGCCCCAAAUCACCGUGGCCUUGCUCACCUUCUGCCUUAUCCUGGUGUGCCUGGCCGUGUCGUAUGGCUGGCACGGUUCCAUUUUCGGCACCUUCGGCUCGGUUGCCAUCAUCCUGGUUGGCUAUUUGUGGUGGCUGCCCCAGGCAGCUCCUGCCGUGUCGAUGCGCACCGGGCGCCGGAUCUUCCAAACCCCCCUGGUGCCAUUCAUCCCGGCCGCGGCCCUCGGAGUGCACAUUUACCUGAUUGUCGAGCUCGGGCCGGAGUCCUGGAUGCGCAUGGGAAUCUGGGUGGCCAUUGGGGUGGCUUUCUGGGUGUUCUACGGGGCUUGGCACAGCAAGCUCCGCGUCCGUCCCCAAGGGACCGGCCAUCCGAAUAAGGCCUCGGACAUUUCGCUGGCCUCGGCCGUGGGUGCGGAUGGCGACGAGCGGCCCGGCCGAGCCAGCGCCUCCGCAGCUGAGGCCGCUGCCGCCAUCUCUUGCUCAUCGGCAUCCACAAGCACUCUCAGCCUGUCGGAGGACGCGGGAGAGGGGUCAUCCCCCGAGGCAGCGGUGGCCGAGGCGACAACGACAACGCCGGCAACAGCCGCGGCGGCUGCCACGGGGACCUAA